AGUUAUCCUCCACAGAAUAGCCCAUGAACUGAUGUAAAUCUAACAAGUCUAAUAGAACUGAAGUGGGAGCUGAAAGAGAUCCAGUCAUGUAGUACCGGCUGUUAUCUUCUUAAGUUAUGCGGCGGAGUCUGGCGCCGAGCCAAUCAGUAAAGAGGAACAACAGCGACACAAUAUGUUCAUCUCAAGUCUACAAGAGGUGUAAAGGAGAGUUUCUGGAGGACAAAGAGAAUAAUGAAUCUUACUCUGCUCAUGAGGACCUUAUCAAGAAUCUGCUUUCAAAGCCAUUUCAAAUCCCAAUACCAAACUACGUUGCAAGCGGGUACCGCAAAUCUCUAGGGCUCCGUAAGGCUGGCGUGAAGGUCUCUUUGCACGACCCUGAUGCCCCAAAUGCUCUAGUCCUCUACAAACCUCCAGAAGAUGCUAAAGACGAGGUCCAUGUUGUUGUAGAUCCGAUUUUGGGAGACAUUCUGAGACCUCAUCAACGGGAGGGAGUACGGUUUAUGUACCGCUGUGUGACCGGUAUUACAGCACCUGAUAAUUACGGUUGUAUAAUGGCUGAUGAGAUGGGACUGGGUAAGACACUGCAGUGUGUCGCCCUCUCGUGGACUCUCUUGAAACAGGGACCGGAAUGUAAACCUGUUAUUGAUAGGGUUGUUAUUGUGUGUCCUUCCUCUCUUGUAAAGAAUUGGUAUAACGAGUACUACAAAUGGCUGAAAGGGCGCAUCACCCCCCUCGCCAUUGACUCCGGUUCCAAACAGAAGAUAGAUGAUGACUUGGCUAACUUUGUCACCUCUCGGAGAGUUGUGUAUCCGAUACUGAUCCUGUCUUAUGAGACUCUCAGACUUCACAUCACUGCCCUGCUCAAAGGUCCAAUCGGUCUGAUAAUCUGUGACGAAGGGCACCGUCUAAAGAACUGUGACUCCCAAACCUACGUAGCUCUGAACAAGCUGAACUGCAAACGUAGAGUCCUCCUCUCCGGCACCCCUAUACAGAACGACCUGCUUGAGUACUUCAGUCUAGUGCACUUUGUCAACGAAGGAAUGUUGGGGUCUAUAGCAGACUUCAGGAGGAAGUUCGAGAACCCCAUCUUAAAGUCACGUGACUCGUUUGCGUCUGACAAGGAAAAGGAGAGGGGGGAGGCGAUGCUGAAAGAGCUGCUCGCUCUAGUAAACAGGUGUAUCAUCAGAAGAACAGCAGCUAUCCUAUCAAAGUACCUCCCAAUAAAAAUAGAACAAGUAGUAUGCUGUCGGCCCUCUCCCCUACAAUCAGCUAUCUACACAUCCUUUGUUAACUCUAAAACUACUCGAGCAGCUCUGGCUGAUAACAAGAAGGCAGCAGUUGGGGCUCUCUCUUCUAUCACUAAUCUCAAGAAGCUUUGUAACUACCCAGCGCUAAUCAGAGAGAAGGCCGAAGAACGGGCUCCCGGGUGGGAAGAUGCUCUGGAUCACCUUGGAAACUGUACCAUCAGAAAACUCCAACCUAUACUAUCUGGUAAGCUGGCAGUGCUGGACUGUAUUUUAGCGUCCACCAAGUCCCGGACUGAUGAUAGGUUUGUCCUGGUCUCCAACUAUACCCAAACUCUGGACGUGUUCGAACAUCUGGCUCGUCUCCGAGGGUACCAGUUUGUACGUCUGGACGGCUCAAUGACCGCUAAGAAGCGUAUGAAGAUAGUAGACAAGUUCAAUGACCCUGACAGUAAGGACUUCCUGUUCAUGUUGAGCAGCAAAGCAGGAGGGUGUGGUCUCAACCUAAUAGGAGCUAACAGACUGGUGAUGUUUGACCCUGACUGGAACCCAGCCAAUGAUGAGCAGGCUAUGGCACGGGUCUGGAGGGACGGACAGAAGAAACCUGUAUUUAUAUACAGACUGCUGACUACGGGAACUAUCGAGGAGAAGAUAUUUCAGAGACAGACUCAUAAGAAGAGUUUGAGCAGUGCGGUGGUGGACUGUGAAGAGAAUGUUGAGCGACACUUUUCUCUCUCGGAACUCAGGGAACUGUUCAACCUCAAGACAGAUACUCUCAGCGAUACUCACGAUAAACUGCAAUGUAAGAGGUGUAUUAACAAUAUCCAGACUAAAGCACCUCCUGAGGAAGCUGACACCACCUGCUCGGUGGCACAGUGGAAUCACACUACAAGUAAACACAAAAUAAAGGACUUUGCUUUACACUCAGCCUGGGAUACAGCCGUCUCCUUCGUCUUCUAUCAGCGAUCUCACGAGAAAAACUGAUGUUUUAUUUUAUACGUUAAUUUAUAAAUUGUUGUUGAUAAUUAAUUGUAUUUUGUUGAGCCUUCAGUUGUUUGCCUCGUUAUUAGUAUGACUUAAAAUAUUUUAUCAAGUUGUUUUUAACAAUUAUUAAAUUCAUAGUUCAUACUGCUGACUAAAGAUAUUAAUUAUUAUCGCUGACUUAAUAGAACCAAUCAACCAAUGUUAAAUGUCUUUGUUGGCAUCACAUUGUUUGAUGAACUUAUUCCGGAGUGACAUCAUUAAUGAGUUCUAAACCAAAAUAUUUGAUAUUAUUUAAUUGUAAAUAUUGACCUCAGAACUCAGAAGACUGAAUUUCAGAUGCAAUUUCGUUGAAUAACCUGGCAAUUGUUUGAAGUAAUAUCAUGUAUUUUGUAACAUUAAAAACGGAACAUAUUUUUAAAACGUUCACUCGUUUGAUUCUCCGGUAGUCAAACACAAGCUCAUCCAUAUGGGCAUCACGUGUUUAUUGUAGUCAAACAUCAGCCAUGUUGUC
This is a messenger RNA of Bolinopsis microptera, 2739 nucleotides long. RefSeq names its product DNA repair and recombination protein RAD54-like. The transcript has 16 exons. The coding region runs from base 117 to 2228 and encodes 703 amino acids. Gene Ontology annotation, molecular function: ATP binding; ATP-dependent chromatin remodeler activity; DNA translocase activity. Lineage: Eukaryota; Metazoa; Ctenophora; Tentaculata; Lobata; Bolinopsidae. The record is from RefSeq and is a predicted model, not a curated record. Gene Ontology annotation, biological process: double-strand break repair via synthesis-dependent strand annealing; reciprocal meiotic recombination. Gene Ontology annotation, cellular component: nucleus.